Molecule: messenger RNA, 906 nt
Organism: Mya arenaria
Lineage: Eukaryota; Metazoa; Mollusca; Bivalvia; Myida; Myidae
Exons: 3
Coding region: 57-392 (111 amino acids)
Biological process (GO): glutathione metabolic process
Molecular function (GO): glutathione transferase activity
Source: RefSeq, a predicted model, not a curated record
UUGCUGGUGCCAAUGAAGAAGAGCAGCUUCUGGUUGAGGAAGUGUUCGAAUGCGUCAUGGACACUCAAAAAGCAAUUAUUGGGUUAUUCUCUGACAAAAACGACGAUGCGGCAAAGGCAGCCAUAAAAGAUGAAUUUGUGAAGGAGUCGAUACCAAAGUUGGCCAAAUACGUUGAGUUGAGAUCUGGGAAGGGAAAGAACGGAUACAUUGUCGGAUCAGCGUUAUCUCUGGCAGACCUUGCAGUUUUUAACUUUGUUGACCAGACCGGAGGACUCGGGUUGGUGGACGCAUGGAACAAAUACCCUGUUAUCAAGAAUCACCAGGAAAAGGUCAAAUCCGAAAAGAAAGUUGCAGAAUGGCUCAAGAAAAGACAAGAGUAUGAGCAAAAAUAAACUAUAGUUGUGGGCGCCGUUUGUGUUGUUAUUCGGCAUUGCAAUACGUUGUCUUUAAAUAGAGGUGGUUAACUCUUAGUAUAAUUGACCGUCAAUGAUGUUACUUAAACUAGGAUUUGAUCCAUUCGAAUGGAAUGAUGACGAACACAUUUGUAUUGCGUUAAUCAUCACUAACCAAUUGUGUAAAACUGGUAUGGUCAAUGUAGCCCAAAUGCUUAUUGAUUGGUCAAUGACUAGAUUAAUACUAUUAACCAAUCAAAUCACUUUAAAUGAUAACUAGCCUAAAAUAACCAAUGGACAACUUAUCCAAGUAUACAGUUUGUGUGUCUUGCUCAAGUUCAAUUGAUUGCCAUCUCUGCAAAUGAACAAUUAUCACCAUAAAAAUGUUUUAAAAUUCUCAUUAUGUCCUAGUUAUAUAGUAUGUGAUUUGUCUUCAUCGUUUAUUCUUUCCCUGCAAUGUGUUUGUUUUAAGUGUUCACUAUAUAUGUCCUGAAUAAACAAUUAAAAAUAUUAA